Molecule: messenger RNA, 2758 nt
Organism: Linum trigynum
Lineage: Eukaryota; Viridiplantae; Streptophyta; Magnoliopsida; Malpighiales; Linaceae
Source: the annotation of a GenBank genome assembly
UGGUUGAAUCUUCUUCAACGGUAGAGUGAUACAACAUCUUGUAUUGUACAAACUAAAUUUACACUUUUAUGUUAUGGUGGAUUGGAUUCAUGGAUUGGUUCGAAAGGAUAAAUGGAUUGGAUUCAUGGAUUCAAGUGAAAUCUAUAUAUUGGGCCAAUAUGGAAAUUUAAAAAAUUGUAGGUACGAAAAUCUCAAAAUUUAGAUACCAAAACAUAAUUGUUCAGUAAUUUUAUAUUUAAAUUUAAUUUGGGGUAUCAAAACGUAAAAUUUAUAUUAUAGUGACUAAAUGGUGAUUUAAUCAAAUUUGUUGUAUCAAAUGGUAAAUUGUUAGGCAACAGUAACCUAACUUCAGCUUUAUAUAUAUUAAUGUUAUAGUGGAGUGGAUUUAUGGAUUGGUUCGAAAGGAUUGGUCGAUUGGAUUAAUGGAUUCUUAAAUUGUUGGUACGAAAAUCUUGUAAAAUUUUCAUACCAAAACAUAAUUGUUCAAUAAUUUUAUAUUAAAGUUGUGGUAUUAAAACGUAAAAUUUACAUUUUAGUUACUAAGUUGUGAUUUAAUUAAAUUUGGGGUAUCAAAUGGUAAAUUGUUAGGUAACAAUAACGUAACUCCACCUUUUUAUAUAAUAUAUAUAUAUAUAUAUAUAUAUCUCUGUAAAUUUAAAUAGAACGAGGAUGGCGGAUGGGGAUUACAUAUAGAAGGCAACAGCAUGAUGUUCUGUACGGUGCUCAACUACAUUCAAAUGCGGCUGCUCGGAGAAGGACCCGACGGAGGCGAAGAUAAUGCUUGCGCGAGAGCAAGGAAAUGGAUUCUCGAUCACGGCACUGCAACUGCGAUCAGCUCUUGGGGGAAGACUUGGCUUGCUAUCCUUGGUGUGUACGAGUGGGAUGGAUGCAACCCCAUGCCUCCAGAGUUCUGGGUCUUCCCCACUAUCUUCCCAAUGCAUCCAGCAAAAAUGUUAUGUUACUGCAGACUAACUUUCAUGCCAAUGUCAUACUUCUACGGAAAGAAGUUUGUUGGUCGAAUCACACCUCUUCUUCUGCAAAUAAGACAAGAAAUCUACAUCGAACCAUAUGACCAAAUCAACUGGGGCGGCGUCCGCCAUUUAUGUGCACAGGAAGACAAUUACUAUCCGCAUGGUGUGACACAAAAGCUUUUAUGGGACGCACUUUACAACUUUGCCGAGCCUUUGCUAGCACGAUGGCCUUUGAACAAGAUGAGAGCCGAAGCGCUGGAGCGGACGAUGGAACACAUUCACUACGAAGAUGAGAACAGUCGCUACAUCACCAUUGGGGUUGUUGAAAAGCCACUGAACAUGCUUGCUUGUUGGGUCGAUGAUCCCGACGGGCUGGCCUUCAAAAAGCAUCUCGCUAGAGUUUCAGAUUACUUAUGGCUUGGAGAGGACGGAAUGAAACUUCAGAGCUUUGGUAGUCAAACAUGGGACACUAGUUUUGCCCUCCAAGCCUUGCUUGCCAGUGACCUGGUUGAAGAACCUUCAGUCAUAUUUGGAAGAGGACACAACUUCCUAAAGCUUUCCCAAGUAGUUGAGAAUCCUUCUGGGGAUUUUAAGGCGAUGUUUCGCCAUACGUCAAAAGGGUCUUGGACAUUUUCCGAUCGAGAUCAUGGUUGGCAAGUUUCAGAUUGCACUGCUGAGAGUUUAAAGUGUUGCUUACUAUUCUCAACAAUGCAUGCUGACAUCGUUGGAGAUAAAAUUCAACUCCAGAACCUCAAUGAUGCGGUCAAUAUCAUACUCUCUCUUCAGAAUAAGAAAAAUGGAGGGUGUUCAGCCUGGGAGCCAUCAGGAGAAAAAUUAUGGUUAGAGUGGUUUAACCCCGUGGAGUUUUUGAAGGAUCUUGUAAUUGAAUACGAAUAUAUCGAGUGCACCUCAUCCUCAAUACAGGCCUUGGUGAUGUUUAGGAAGUUGCAUCCGACACAUAGAGUCAAAGAGAUUGAGGAUUUCAUUUUCAACGCAGUGAAAUUCAUUGAAGAGAUUCAACAACCUGAUGGGUCAUGGUAUGGAAACUGGGGAAUUUGUUUCAUUUAUGGUACAUGGUUUGGGCUUGGAGGGUUAGUUGCUGUUUGUAAGACAUAUGAGAAUUGUGUUGCUAUUCAGAGAGGAGUUGCCUUCCUUCUUGAAACACAAAAAGAAGAUGGAGGAUGGGGAGAAAGCUAUCUUUCAUGCCCAAAGAAGGAGUAUGUUUCCAUGGUUGGCCGAUCAAACUUGAUCCAUACUUCUUUAGCUUUGAUGGGUUUAAUCCUUGGUGGUCAGGCAAAGAGAGAUCCGACACCACUUCAUGCUGCUGCAAGGUUGUUGAUAAAUUCACAAACUGAGCUGGGUGAUUUUCCGCAACAGGAACUUAUGGGAGUUUUUAUGAGGAAUUGUAUGAUGCACUAUGGAGCUUACAGAAAUAUUUUUCCGAUUUGGGCUCUAGCAGAAUAUCGUCGUCAAGUUUAUUGAAAAAAAAAAUCUAUAGCAAGAUAUACUGGUGACACCAUAUAUAUAUUGUAUUUCAACAUGGGUGAAAAUAAAAGUAUUGAGCUUGUGGGCUGUUUGGAGAAAUGUAUGGCUUCCAAUUGGUUAGAAUGGUUACUUGGUAUAAGGUGUAACUUAAGCUUGAAGUAAAGUUGAUUGAAGUGUUAUGAGGAAAAAGAUACAUAAUGAAUUAUAUCAUAUUUACGUUGGGAAGAAAGUUCUCAGAGAAGUUGAAAGAGUAUGUAACAACUACUUUAUAUUUUUUUCUUUAAUGAAUGAGCAUUAUUUCA